Lytechinus variegatus (green sea urchin) is the source of this 4006-nucleotide messenger RNA. It is a transcript of the gene ccdc39, whose product is annotated as coiled-coil domain-containing protein 39-like. NCBI's taxonomy places the organism in Eukaryota, Metazoa, Echinodermata, Echinoidea, Temnopleuroida, Toxopneustidae. Bases 389 to 3259 code for a protein of 956 amino acids. The transcript has 21 exons. Gene Ontology annotation, biological process: inner dynein arm assembly; cilium-dependent cell motility; cilium movement. The record is from RefSeq and is a predicted model, not a curated record. Gene Ontology annotation, cellular component: axoneme.
AUUCGUUACCACAGCAAACAUGUAAACUACAUCGCAAGACAGCUAAUGUCGAAUCGUGAUUCCCGAUAUAUAAGUGCUGGAAAUGACAUCAAUUUUUGACGAAUUUUCGACCUAAUUGAAUUGUUGUUGCCCUAGGAUUCAUUGGAAUUCCUUUACAUAAAAAACGGAGCAUUUAUUUUUUGGGAUUAGCACUGAAGCUGACUUAUUACAUCAGGGUCACUCCGCAUCAGAACUGCUGAACUGCGCUCAAUUCGGCAGCUCGAACAUUCCACCGCCGGACCUGUGGGUGCACGGUCCCGUAGCGACAGCCUGUGUCUGUGAGCUAGGGCCGAAGGCUGAGGCCUAUUUUGAUUUGAAGUGAAGACCAGUAGACAGCAGUGAAACCAACAUGAGCGUCAAGAGUGUUUUGAGUGAUAUGGAGUGGGACAGUGGGCUCCAAAUUCCUGUUGCCAAUCAGGAGAAUAAACUGCUCGAAGAACAGGUUGCCAAAGGACAGAAAGAGAAGGUGAAACUUCAAGGAGAAGUCGGCCAGAAUGAAGAUAGAGUUCAUGCAAUGUCAGAGCACAUGAGGAAUGUCCAACAGGAGCUCAACCAAACACAGAAUGUUUGCAGAGCUAGGGACAAAGAGAUUGAGACAGAAAAUCACAUGAAGCUGGUAGCCCAGAGGGAGGAAGGGCGACUGAAGCAAGAGAUUGUCAGGUUGGAGAAUGACCUCGGUGACAUCAAAGAAAGAAAGAAUAUCCACCAGAACACAAUUUUCAAGAACACACAGAAGUUGGAGGAGCUGAAGUCGCAAUUGAACUGGGAUCAGCAAGCCCUUGAAGCCUGGCUGGAGGAGUCUGCCAGAAAGGAUGAAGACUUCAUGACCAUCACCAAGUACAGACAGAUUGAUGAUGCCAAACUCAAGGAAUUGAGAUUGCAGAUGGAGAGAAUGACAGAGACUUGUCAGAAGCGAAAGAAGGACUUAGAUUCAGAAAUGACAGAAACACUGACUGCACAGUUGGAGAUGGAUAAGACUGCUGAAGAGUUCCGCAAGGCACACAAUGAUCGUCAGCAACUGAUCGAACAAUGGGAAUCAACCAUUGAACAGAUGCAACGGAGAGAUAGAGAGAUGGACAGAUUAGCCACGAAACUCGCGGAAGCCAAGUCAGACCUGAUGGACCAUGAGGAAAUGGUGAAGGAGAAGCAGCAGUUCCUGGAGAACGAGAUGGAGAACAACCAGGAGCAGACCAAGAAGAUACAAGCCACGGAUCGACUGGCCGCCCGACUCCGUCUUGACUACCAAGAUAACGAGAACCAACGGAUCCAGUUUGCUGAUGAGUUGGAGACCUUGAAAUUCACCGUUGAGAGGACAGCCACUGACCUUGAAGCCAUGAGAAGACAAGUCAAUGAACUCAAGAAGGAUGUAGAAAAUAAGAAAGAGAGAGUGGAAGCCGCCAAGAGGCACCGUGGUGAGCUGAUGAGUAAACUCAAGAUGGCCACCGACCAGUCUCUCUCUGCCGAGGAGAUGGCCGCCGUCAUGGACACCAUGCUGCAGGAUGAGGAGACCACAUUGCACCUCUUAGAGCAGGAACUCAAGAGGCUUCGGGAUCUACAAUACAAGAGGUCCCAGGAGCUGUAUGAAGCCAAGACGGCAGAGAAGAACACCAGUGCAGAGAUCCAAGGGGCCAGAGCAGCAAGUCGCAAUCUAUCAAGCCGUAUCAACAAGAUGGACCACGACUCCCUCAAACAGCAAGAAAUCAUUUAUAACCAGGAUUUUACAGUUCAGCAGCUGGAGCGCAAAAUUGCCCGGCUGGAAGGAGAGAGAAGCACUGAGGAGAUGGACAUGCUCAACGCUCGCAUCAAGGAACUCACGGACUUCCUGGAAGAGCGUAACAACACUCAUGGUCUGCUCAGUAAUCAGCUGAAGCGAUUACAGGACGACAUACGUCGGGUCAAGCGUGACCUCGACAAGAGCGGGGCGGAGAAGGCCGACCUUACAAGCAAGAUUGAGGAGCUCAACCUGCAUAAUGAUAGCUCAAAUCGUGAGCUCAAACGCAUUGUCAGGAACAAACAGGACCAAAUGGUAGAAGAGAAUAUUCUCAAGUUGGAGUUGAAGCGGCUUCGAGACAUCCUCAACUCACGAGCAGAUGAGGUGCUGACUCUCGAGAAACGUAGACUGCAGCUCGAGACGGCUAUGAAUGAGAGACGGAAGGAAAUCACUAUCCACAAGGAGAUGUUGAGGGCGCAAUUGAAGGCUAAUGAGGAGGAGCGCGGUACAGUCAGUUCCGAGCUCCACGAUCGCAUUGCCAAAAUCGACAAGCUUCGCAAGAGGUAUGAGAUUCUAAUGGUUACCAUGGCACCACCAGAAGGUGAGGAGGAUCGCUCUCAGGCAUACUAUGUCAUCAGGGCCGCCCAGGAGAAGGAGGCCCUUCAGAGGAAAGGAGAUGAACUGGAUGCCAGGAUCCGUAAGGCGGAGAAGGAGAUCAAAGCCUUGGAGAACACGCUCAGAUUGAUGAACGGACGCAACGAGCAGUACAGGAAGAGCUUCAACAGGGUUACUGAAACCAGUGAAGAGUUCGAGGAGAAGCAACGUCUAGAGGAACAGCUCAGGGCCGCCAUGGACAAGUACAAGUAUAAGAGAAGACAGAUUAGAGAGCUACAGGAUGAUCUGCAGACCAUGAGUUCAACCAUGGAGAACCUAGGACGGGAUGAGAGCGCUUACUCAGAGAUGAUCCAAGAGAAAGAGAACAAGAAGCAACAGCUGACCAAGGAACUGGACGAUCAAAAGGUCAAGAUUGAGAGGGUCAUGAAGCAGAUUGCUCGCUACGCCAAGGAGCUGAGGGUCAGUCGUAAGGUCAAAGGUGAAACUCAUGAAGAGAAAGACUUUGAGUUGAGGGAACUGAGAGAGUUCAACAAGAACGUGAUGAAAAUGAUGGGCGAGGUUAUCCAUUCAUACCCUGACAUAUCGCCAACAGCUCAAAUGCUAUUCUCGCAGGCUGGUUUACCAGUGCCACCCCCACCAAGUGCCACUCAACGCUCCUCCAGACCGGGCUCCGCAUACAGCAGUCGCAGCCUCACCUCUCCAAAGACGCCCUCUUCAGUUCGGAGUGGUGCAUCCAGCCGAGCCAGCAGCAUUGGUUUGAAGACGGUGGACGUCGGAGGGUUCGGGAUGUCCGGUAGUCCUGCUGGGACGCCCAAGAGUGGACGAUCGCCCGCUGGAUCAAGAGCAGGCAGUCGGACCAGUAGCCAGGGCAGUCUUCGAAGUGGACGUCACUGAAGGAAUACUGAUUGGGAUAAAGGACAGACUCUGAAGGGGGGGGGGGGAGGGUCUUGAAAAUCAGUGGAUCUAUCUAUCUAUCAGUAUCAAGUUGUAGAAGUUGUAGAGACUUUCAGGAUUGUCAUUUAAUGGUCACAUUGAUCACAUAUUCAUCAAAUCGGCAGUAAUUGCAAUUUCUUUCAAAUCAAUCUUGUUUAUGAUAAAAAUGACAUAUAGCAUUUAUGAGGCGCCGAUUGUCAAGUUGAUUAUUCAAUGACGCAGUAAAUACUAUAUGUUGUAUUCACAGUUAGGGUCAAUAUAAAGGGGUCAACUCUUCUUUAUUUAAGUGGAAUCGUAAAGUUGAUUGCAUAUUUUGGCAAAAUUAUCAGCUAAUGUAAGAGUCAUUUUUUUUUUAAGAUGAAAGCAAUAUGAAUAUACAAGGUCAUAGUGUAUGAAAAUCCAGUUAAGCACACAAAGCAACAACAACAAAAUGUUGCCAAAUUGGAGAAAUUGAGCUGUGUAUUUUUUAUUUUGUUAAAUACCCUUGCAACCGAUGAAUUGUAGCCAGUAAAAUAUUAGGGAAAUAGGUAGGGUAAGAAAAUGAUAUAUGAUUAUUAUUAUUAUGGAUAGAUAAAAGCUGUGUAACGAGUUCCUGUUGAGAAAUUCAAUUUUAAGAUACAUUCCAAAUGAAACAGAAGUGUUGUGUGUGUUUGAAAGAGAGGGACAGAGAGAGAGAGAGAGAGAGCGAGCUUCAAGGGGAGGAGGAAA